This is a messenger RNA of Hippocampus comes (tiger tail seahorse), 1676 nucleotides long. RefSeq names its product vesicle-trafficking protein SEC22b-B. The transcript is spliced from 6 exons. The coding region runs from base 203 to 1063 and encodes 286 amino acids. Gene Ontology annotation, biological process: endoplasmic reticulum to Golgi vesicle-mediated transport; retrograde vesicle-mediated transport, Golgi to endoplasmic reticulum. NCBI's taxonomy places the organism in Eukaryota, Metazoa, Chordata, Actinopteri, Syngnathiformes, Syngnathidae. The record is from RefSeq and is a predicted model, not a curated record. Gene Ontology annotation, molecular function: SNAP receptor activity.
CGGUACAUAUCUGACAAAAUAUUGUCAUGUUGACAUCUUCAGUCCGGAAGCAUUCAACCUUUAGGCGCCAAAGCAGUAAAAUUGCAAAAAAAGCGACUUUUACAAUAUGCCUUUCUCUCGAACAAUUUUCAGGCUAAAACCAUUUUAAGUGUCAACCUGAAUGUUUUAUUGAAAUUUUUUUUUGGACGGAACGGUUUUCAGAAUGCAAAAGGAUCCGGCUGGCGACGUUACCGGAAGUCUUACGUUGACGGACACGAAGGCUGCGGUGACGCGCUUCCGGCCAGCUCAGCGUCGUCACGUCAUCCGUCCUGGUGGUCCGGGUCCUCCUUUUCCCCAAUCGGACCCCCUUCCAGGCUGUCAAAAUCAACGAAACCCGAAAGGUCGCGUGGCUUCAGCGGACAAGAUGGUGCUGCUGACGAUGAUCGCCCGGCUGGCCGACGGCCUGCCGUUGGCCGCUUCGAUGCAGGAGGACGAGCAGGGAAGCGAAAAGUUGGGCCGGGACCUGCAGCAGUACCAGAGUCAAGCCAAGCAGCUCUUCAGAAAACUCAACGAGCAGAGCCCCACGCGCUGCACCUUAGAAGCCGGCUCCAUGUCCUUCCACUACGUCCUGGAGAGGGGCGUGUGCUACUUGGUCCUGUGCGAAGCCAGCUUCCCCAAAAAGCUGGCCUUCGCCUACCUGGAGGACCUGCAGGCCGAGUUCCACGAGCAGCACGGCAAGAAGGUGCCCACCGUCUCCCGGCCGUACUCCUUCAUCGAGUUCGACACGUACAUCCAAAAGACCAAGAAGGCCUACAUUGACAGCCGGGCCCGGCGGAACCUGGGCAGCAUCAACACGGAGCUGCAAGAUGUGCAGAGGAUCAUGGUGGCCAACAUUGAAGAGGUGCUCCAGAGAGGGGAGGCGCUCUCCGCAUUGGACUCCAAGGCCAGCAACUUGUCCAGCCUGUCCAAGAAGUACCGCAGCGACGCCAAGUACCUGAACACACGCUCCACAUACGCCAAGCUGGCAGCCGGCGGCGUUUUCUUCAUUAUGCUCAUCGUCUACGUGCGCUUCUGGUGGCUCUGAGAAGGCAGGACAGUGCUGUCGUCAAUAUCCACACACGCAAAAAAAAACAAACAAACAAAAAAAAAACCUUACCCUCGAAUAAGACUAAGACAACAGCUCUUUUCCAGAACUACAAAAUAAAGCAUGAUAUGGUUUUGAGAUGAGUGGCCCCGCGUUGGGAAAGUCAACGCGUGGGUGUCUUGAAGGGGCAACCGUGUGCAAAAAAAAAAAAGAAAAAAAAAGAGAGGGUAGACCAUGGGGGGCUUCUGUUGUAAGUUUCCCCAAACCUGGCAAAUGCUGCUUAUGAUCUUUAAUACCGUAUAGUUUACACCAAAGUGGGUUUUGGGACUCAUUGAUGAUUGAGUCAUUAAAAACUCUCCCGGUGACACCAUUUAUUUGAGACGUUUUUGUAUUUUGGAAGAUUUCGCCUCACACUGUAGUAGGACACGGCUAUAUCGUAAUCCCCCCCUCCCCCCUCCCCGCACACUACAUUUCUGCUCCGUUUUAUCUUGUACAAAGUUUACUCAUGUGAAUUUCCAAGUCAGUCCAGGUAGAGGCGGUUGAGUCGCAGGCUGCUUUUCUCUUCCGUCUGCUGUCUUGUGAAUAAAAUAAAAAAAAAAAAUGUUAGCACAAC